AUGGCCCUGUUAUGGGUGAAUUGUGAGUACUACCGCAGCACAGACCGAAUCGUGAUUCUGAUGACCGAGACGUGCAAUUUGCUCAUUCAAAUGUGUCGCCAAUACUUGGAUCCGACAGAAAUUAUCAAAGAAGAACCAGACGAAGGUUUGAUCAAAGUUAAUCAAUCUUUGCACAUUUUGCGUCAUUUUCGUGAUGUGGUGGAGGAUUAUCGGCAAAACGUGAAAGAAUCGUGUCAAGAACAACAAGUUGAACCGUCUGAAUGGUCGUUUCACUCGUCAUGGGUGUUUGGUCGAUUGAAUGCAUUCAUUGAAAGACUUGAAGCGAUUAAAGUACGAUUGUUUGGCACAAAUUCUUUAUUUGAUUUUAGCGAUCUUUGUUUCUUUUCUUUUCAAACAAUAUGA
Molecule: messenger RNA, 402 nt
Organism: Echinostoma caproni
Lineage: Eukaryota; Metazoa; Platyhelminthes; Trematoda; Plagiorchiida; Echinostomatidae
Source: the annotation of a GenBank genome assembly